AUGACAGAACGUAACGAUGGGCAAAAGCGCCAACGCCUGGAUCGGGCUAGUCAGGAGAACCUCAGCCCUACAACAUCUUCUGGACGUUCAACUGAGCAAGCGCUGAAGCCGGACACACCGGCCAUCAACUCGGUGCGCUCCCGGGUGCAGCAGCUCACCCAGAGACGAGAAGGAGGACCUGUCCUGGCCCAGAGGUGUCUGUCAGAUCCCGGGGCUGACAACCUGUCCAUAAUUCUGCACAACAAAGGCCUCACCGAACAUCUCCUAGGGGAAGAUGAGUUCCAUCAGCGCAUGGAGCGGUUCAAAGCCACCAUCUUUCAGUCUAGCCCAAGCCUGGUCCCUUCAAGUUCCCGCACCUACUCGGAUUUAGUCUCUGGCAUCCAACAGAAACUCCAGGGCAGCCUAACCCCCAGCUCCAAGCAGGCAGUCUUAGUACGACAGGAGCGAGAGAAAGAGCUGCGCCUGUUAAAUAUUCAACCCAUCAGCGAAAACGCCUGGCUGAAAAGAAGCUCAUCCGAUCCAACAAUAUCUGAGCAGGGAGAUAACUCGGCAGAUGGCAGUUUCACUGAAUCUCUUGUUCCUAAAUCAGAGAAGCCAAAGGAGAAAACCACAGGUGAUAAGGAACAAUGUGACACUCUUACGGCUGCCACUCGUGUAGAGAUUGAGAACUGCAGUGAAUAUGAAGAGAAGAACAUGUGUAGGGAGCCAGACUCCCCUAAAGUCGAAAGAGACGACAAAGAGAAGGAAGAAGAUGGUUCCGUGAGGGAGGAGAAGGUCAUAGGGUCUCCUGUUCAGCCCUGUGAGCUAUUCAUUGAUGAAGAUCAGAGUGUUUUAGAGUCGCCCCCUGCCAAGGAGAUGAGCGGGCAGACCCGCGAGUCACCUGUACCGAUCGAAGAGGGAGCGUCCGAGGCUCUGUUGUUGGAGGGAGAGGAAGAGUGCCGUGGCUCCUCCCAUGGCGAAGAGGACAUGGAGCCUUCCACGGACGAAGAACAGCGGCUGUGGCAUUACCCUCAGGGCGGGGACGAUGGGGAGCGGGAGGCCACCGUAGAAGCCUUGGGAGAACCUGAGGGGGAAUCCUGGCCUGCAGGUGAGGAGCAGGAGAAAAGCGGGGGUCAAGGUGCACAGCAAGACGUCCAGGACAGAGAUGAUGGCCAUGCCCUUGCAUUGGUUUCGAGGGGUUCUGAAAGUCUGGAACCUGAGGAAGCCAUCAUAAUGGAUGAACGCAUCGAGUCAGAAGUCAGCCUUUUGGUUGAAUCCCUUCCAACUGAAAAGGCCAUCAGGCAUUCUAACCGAGAAGCCUGUAAUACGGAUCCAAUGCCGACCGUAGACACGUUGGCUCAAACGGACACGGGGAAAUUAGAAGAAACCUACGUGGAAUUUAAGGGACCAGCAGAACCGAGCAUUCUGGAGCAAACGGAGCCGUGUGGCAGAGGGAGGGAACAUCAAGCUAUGACGGACAACGACCCUGCGCACAACCCUGGAGCAAUGGACGACAUGGCUCCAAUGAACCGGUGUGAUCCCACGCACUCCCACCCAGACAAAGCAGCUCAGCCUGCGUCAGAGGACCCAGUAGAAGAGAUGGAAGGACUGGAGCCAGCGCCCGCUGACGGAGGACCCUGUGCUCCAGACGGGCCAAACAACGACAGCCAGGCGGAGGCGGCCCCGCUGACAGGCGGGAGAGGCAUUCAGAAGAAAGUCACCUUCAUCAUGGAGCCUGAGCUUAUCAAUGAUUCACUCCUAUCGGAGGCAAACACUUCCUGUGAGUCCCAAGCCGAGAGUAGCUUUUCAGGAGAGCUGAGCUCCCAUGACGAGACCAACACGGCGGAGAUGAUUGACCAGAUGUUCGAGGAGGUGCUGGAGUACGCCGGACGCAUGGAGGAAGAGCGGCGGGACAACGAGGACACAGAAGACCGUGACAGCGGCAUCGGGAACUACAGUGGGGACAAGAGCAAGAUGGACACCGAGUCCGAGAAGGAGAGGAGUGAGGAAGAGGAGGGGGAGCAGCCCGAGAAGAAGAGCUUGGAGAGAGGGGGAGAGAACGAGGCGCUGGAGACCAGUGAGGACGAGUUGCUGACCUUCCCUCCCAGUGGCAUCCUGUCUCCCCUCAGCAAGUCAGUAGAGGCUGUGGUCACUCCUCUGCGUCUGGCAGUGUCCACUCCCCCGUCUCUGCUCUUGACUCCAGAAGGAGAGCCAUUCACAGCCCCUGCAGUGGAGUCUGCUCCCUUAUACAGCAUUGAUGCCUACCGCACACAAAGGCAGAGCAUGCUGCCUGCCAUUCAAAGUGUGACUCCUGCAGUUCAGAGGCGGGCCCCAGAGAAAUCCCGCCCUCCACCUUCUAUCAACACUAAAGAAAAGAUUGUGGCCCUCACCGAGGAGGCUGGGAAGCUGCAGACGGUGAUCUCCCAGACCCUGCAGGCGCUGGGCUGCUGCACCGAUGAAACCCACGGCCGGGGUUCACUGGAGGAGGCCGAGGCGGAGAAGCUCCUGCUGGUCUCCUGUGAGAAGCGUGCAGCUCUGCUGGCGGAGGUGACCAGGCUGAGGGAUGAGAGGGGUUCAGCCUCUGAGGAGCCGGCCGGAGCUGAUGGGGACUACAUCUCCCAGCAGCCCUGCAGAGGGACUGUCAAUAUCGGCAAUGUCCAGCUGCCUCUCAAAGUGGAGUUUGUCUGCUCCUCUCGUAACCGCCAAGGUCGCCCUGGUCACUACUUCUUCAUUCUGAUUCGCUACGGCCCCUGCAACAUCGUGGCCACUCCCUUGGCCACAGCUGCCGACGCCAAAAACGGAGACACGAUCUCGUUCCCCACCUCUGUCACUUUAAAGGACAUUCGCUCCAACUUUGAGAUUGACGUGGAAGUGUAUAGCCUGUCCCACGCAUCAGGGAGCACCUGCACUGUGGAUCGCAUCUCCACCAGACGCUGGGUCCAAGUCCCAAGGAAUCUCCUGAGUACAAUCACUCAUCGGUCCAAUAACAGUUUGACAGCUUCCACACUGCCUGCCCUGAACACACGCCGCUCCAGUAGCUUCUGCCUGGUGGGCUCCCAUAAGAUCACUCUGUCCUCGCUGGGACAGACCAAGUUCCCUCUGGAUAAGGUUCCCUUCCUGUCUCCUCUGGAGGGCAACAUCUACCUGCGCCUGGACAGCGAGGGCCACUCCAGCGUGCAGCACCAGGGCUUCCUGACCAUGUUUGAGGUGGUGAAUGGAUUUGGGGCGUGGCACCGGCGCUUCUUCACACUGGAGGGCUCCCACAUGUUUUACUGGAACCACCCCAAUGACAAGGAGGCCAAGGCAGCAGAGGGCACCAUUUCUCUGGCUAGUUCGCCCAGCCUGUGUGUGAAGCCUGUGAAGAGGGACUCCUGUGCUCGACCUUUCACCUUUGAGCUUGUCAGCAACCUCCAAACACAGCUGAGGAAUGAGGCCAAGGAGACCGUAGCAAAGCGCUGGUUCUCCUCAGACACCAAGCAGGAGCGCUGCGACUGGAUGGACAAACUCAACCAGGUGCUGCUGGACCUGCACACGUGGACCCCCACACAGGCCCACAGCCAGCCCCAGGAGGCCUCCAGCAGCAGCAGCAGCCUGAGGGAGAGCCUGCUCUAACCCUGCCCUGGGGGGGGUGGGGGGGGGGGGCGCCUGGCCGACAGCACAUCAAUCAAUUAUCAGUCCGUUGGAGCCGGGGUGCGUGAGGGGUGAGCAGGAGUGGGUCCUGCCACAGCCGUUGGCAGUAGAAAAGAGAAUAAGACCUUUUUCUUCACUGCUAAUUUUGCUGCUAAAAUCAAAGUAGAUUAGCUCUAAUCUUGUGUAUUCUUGUUCAUAUCAGAAUUCUUAGAGAAACAAAUUUGUAUUUUUGAGUCGAGGCCUAAGGGAUCCAUUAUUACCUUCGAUUGUCACUUGCCAGUUGGACAUUGUUCUAUUGGGAUGGUGUCCAUUGGUGUUGGCUCUUAUGGGUGCAGGGGAGGAAAUCAAUUAUUUUGGCAAUAAUCUCUCCUGCUAUUAUUGAUCAACUAUUAUUGUUCAAUUACCAUUUUGAGAUGAAGCCUUCUGAUAUGGGCUAAUAUAUUUGAAGUACAAAAGACACAUUUUCAGAUGUGCAUAUUUUUGUUUGACUAUAACUGGAAACAACAUUAAAAAAAAAGUAGAACACUGCUGCAAUCCUUGACACUAAUAGAAGUCAGAAGAAUAUAUAAUGAAUGUAUAAUAAAGGCAUGGGUUACACAUGCUAGUGUUGGACCGAGUGCCGUUUUGGGUGAGACCGAUGAAUGCGCCCUGACGCAGCCGAGUGUGUUUGGUGGCAUGACACGGGAGAGUACUCUUGGAUUGACAACUCCAUUGAAAAAAUUUUGUGGUAGCCUUAUUUGGGGUUGAAUUGGCUUCAAAUGCUAAAGGUUGGUUAAAAUCGUAGGUUUUGUGUUGCACAAUGGCCAGCCCAUCCUUAUACAGUAGAGAGUCAGGGUUUGGUAUGGCAAAAUAUAUGCGGAAACAGAUUUGGGGUGCUGAAGGGUCAAUGGAGAAUGUGUUGCACUGUACGUUAUCUCUUGUACUAUCCAAUUUAAUUUUCUGCUCUUUUCGCUCUAUGUAUCAUUAUUUUUCUAUGUAUACUCCUGUCGCUCUGUUCGUAUGAUCCAUUAAUCUUUCCUCAAUUCUAUUUACCGUUCUAUGCACCAAUAAAAAAAAUUAAAAAAGCCUGAAAAGAGCCGUCCGUCUUUCUGCAGAUCUUAAUGUAGGAUAUUGGCAUCGCAAAGUCUUGAGGACUUGAAUGACAACGCCUCCCGAAGCCUGGGAAGUUGUCGUGUUCUUGGUUGAGUCCCUCAUGCCCUCGUGAUUAUUCAGGCUUAUGGACUGGACAGUCUUGAAGGAUUACUGUGUUCUGUGGAAACGCCUUCAUGAGGUCAAAUCUUUCCAUCUCUUCACAUUAAAUAAAUCUGAAAU
Messenger RNA from Gadus chalcogrammus (walleye pollock), 4920 nucleotides. RefSeq names its product anillin-like. Gene Ontology annotation, biological process: septin ring organization; actomyosin contractile ring assembly; mitotic cytokinesis. Gene Ontology annotation, cellular component: actomyosin contractile ring. The record is from RefSeq and is a predicted model, not a curated record. NCBI's taxonomy places the organism in Eukaryota, Metazoa, Chordata, Actinopteri, Gadiformes, Gadidae. The coding region runs from base 1 to 3591 and encodes 1196 amino acids. The transcript is spliced from 21 exons.